AUGAUUUAGUUGUUCAGAUUCUGUUCAGGCAAGAUUACAACAUCGUUUCCAAAGUUGUCAUUCAAGGUGAAAGAUUUCUCAAUUCUCAAAGGGGAAAAACCAACUGCCCUGAAAAUGGAGGAUGUAAAAACAUUAUUGAAGAUGCAUCAAUUAGGAGCCACUUGGAAAUUACAAGAUGACCAUUCUCUGUAUAAGGAAGUUAAGUUUUCUAAUUUCAAAGAAGCAUUCUCGUUUAUGACUCAGGUGGCCAUAUUCAGUGAAUAGAUCAAUCAUCAUCCUGAGUGGGAGAACCUAUUCAAUACAAUAAAGAUUAGACUGAUCACUGACGAUGUUAACAAUAUAACAGUCAAGGAUAUAUUCUUAGCCUAUGCUAUAGACAACAUUGCCAUGAAUGUACAAGUCAAAUCAGCCGAAUCAACUAAUGAUACAAGAAUAUUAGAAAUUGCAAAAAUAGCAGAAGCAUGGAAUUUCAAUUUCGAUUAGUUUCAUCGUAUGAUUGAGACUGAUUCUAAAUAAAUAUGA
This is a messenger RNA of Paramecium tetraurelia, 522 nucleotides long. RefSeq lists its product as uncharacterized. NCBI's taxonomy places the organism in Eukaryota, Ciliophora, Oligohymenophorea, Peniculida, Parameciidae. The record is from RefSeq and is a predicted model, not a curated record. Gene Ontology annotation, biological process: tetrahydrobiopterin biosynthetic process. The transcript is spliced from 4 exons. Gene Ontology annotation, molecular function: 4-alpha-hydroxytetrahydrobiopterin dehydratase activity.